AUGGCUACGGCCCAGGGCAGGUUCAGCCUUCAGACCUGGAUGCCCGAGAACCCACAUCCCCACUGGGACCCUGCUGAAGUUGGCGCCGAGCAACUAUCGCAGCACGCUAUUAGCAACCUGAAUAUCGAGCUCGUCAAGGACUUCGACCGGGAGAUGGACGAGCUAGUCAGGGAAUACUGUCCCCGGUGCAAGGAGUCAUGGUUCGGGAUGGAGGUUCGCCACGGUGUGUGCUCGAAGUGUCGCUUGCUCGACAAGGGCAUCGGCCCUCGCGAUGUCCAUCUCAUGUCCGAUGCCAACAAGAUGGACUUCGGGGACGUUCCUGGCGACCUGCCGGAGCUGACAUACUCGAGCUCCUCCCACAGGGCUGGCCACCCUACAAGCACAGCACUUUUCUCAGCGACACUCGACAGAUGA
Messenger RNA from Anthostomella pinea, 414 nucleotides. The record is from the annotation of a GenBank genome assembly. Lineage: Eukaryota; Fungi; Ascomycota; Sordariomycetes; Xylariales; Xylariaceae.